Staurois parvus is the source of this 318-nucleotide messenger RNA. NCBI's taxonomy places the organism in Eukaryota, Metazoa, Chordata, Amphibia, Anura, Ranidae. The record is from the annotation of a GenBank genome assembly.
CAUGUCAGAGGUUUACAACCACUUCAACCGCCUCCCGUCCACCAUAUAACAGGGGACACUGAUGAUAAGUGUGCCCUGAUGAUCAGUGUAGCCCCAGCAGUGCCUGUCAGUGUCCAUCAGUGCCAGCUGUCAGUGCUCAUCAAUGCCACCUGCCAGUGCCCAUCAGUGCCUACCAGUGCACAUCAAUGCCACAUAUCAGUGCCCAUCUGAGCUGCCUUUCAGUGUUACCCCCAGUGCCAGUCAGUGCCACCUAUCAAUGCCAGUCAGUGCCGCCUAACAGUGCCAGUCAGUGCCGCCUAACAGUGCCAUAUAUGAGUG